Anopheles darlingi is the source of this 709-nucleotide messenger RNA. Its product is annotated as cuticle protein 67-like. The coding region runs from base 140 to 547 and encodes 135 amino acids. The transcript is spliced from 2 exons. The record is from RefSeq and is a predicted model, not a curated record. NCBI's taxonomy places the organism in Eukaryota, Metazoa, Arthropoda, Insecta, Diptera, Culicidae.
CCUUCGUCACAUACCAUGUACAGGGUUAGGUGUGGCUGCCUAUAAAAACAAGAUGCAAGUCAAAGGCUUUAAUCAGUUGAAACUAUACACGUAUAGCAAAUAGUUCUGAAUUAAACGCUUAUUAUAAGUGAUUCCAGCAAUGUUUCGGUUGGUUGUUUUCUUCGCUGCUGUUGCCGUUAGUCAGGCAGCAUACACAUUAAACGCUGCUGGCCCAUCCUAUGCUGGGAUUCACACCCCAGCUAUAACUAGCCAGCAAUCGAACAUACUUCGCAGCUACGGUAAUCUCGGACAAGUUUCAACUUUCUCCAAGACGAUUGAUACGCCAUACUCGUCCGUCAGUAAGUCUGAUGUGCGCGUAAGUAACCCGGGACUGGCCGUUGGCCAUUUGGCAUCUGCCUACCCUGCCGUUGCUCCCGCCUAUCCGUAUCACGGAUACGCUUCUCCAAUCACUACUGCAGUUAAGACACUCGGGGUGGCUUACUCUGCCGCUCCAACAGUUGCUCAUAUGAGCUACAGCAACGGUUUCGGUAUAAACUACGCUUGGUAAAUAAUGGUUGCGUUCGAAUAUUUGCGUAAGAGGGACACAGUAAACGCAUCAAAUAUAAACUAAUAGAAAAAUCAAAUAGAAAAAAAAAACGGUUCAGUCGUCAUUUUAUUUGGGUGUACUUUUUCAAUCUGUACUUAUUUGGAUAUAUUUUUUUGAUUUUUG